AGCGUCGUCGGGAUUCCGGUCCCUCCCAAAGGAACUCGGAGCCGCCUGGAAUGCCGUGAGACUGAAGAACGCUUGUCGGGUGGGCUUACUAUGUGGAUCUUCCGAGGAGCGAGGUUCGCGGCUCGGCAUGGAAGCAGAGGCUGGCUCCUGAAGGGCCCCGCCGGCUUCUGAUCUCCGGGAGACAAGCAGGACUGCCCAAGUCGUCCUGGAGUCGCAACUCCAACUUCCCCAGACUCGCUUCCGCAUUUGCAAAGAAAAGAGUUUCUGCUGGUCGCACUGGCCUUUCAGUGCCCUCCACACACUCUCCCCGGGUCAGAGCGCCUGCAGCCUCCUCGUUCAAUAUAUGCUUUAGGUGUUUACCAAAUAUGAUCUCCAGUUGAAAGUUUUAUUUUAUUUUAUUUUGGUUUUGGAUGAAUCUGUGGAGCUUACGUUGUAAAAAGAAAGGGGGAACGAGACACCAUGAAAGAAAAGUCCAAAAAUGCUGCCCGGACUAGGAGAGAGAAGGAAAACAGUGAAUUUUAUGAACUGGCUAAAUUACUGCCUUUGCCCUCGGCUAUCACCUCACAGCUGGACAAAGCAUCCAUAAUCAGGCUCACCACCAGCUAUCUCAAAAUGAGAGUGGUAUUCCCAGAAGGGCUCGGCGAGGCCUGGGGCCACUCCAGUAGGACCAGCCCCCUGGACAAUGUCGGCCGUGAGCUGGGCUCCCAUCUGCUCCAGACCCUGGAUGGCUUCAUCUUCGUGGUGGCCCCAGAUGGGAAGAUCAUGUACAUUUCAGAGACAGCCUCAGUCCACUUGGGUCUUUCUCAGGUAGAGCUGACCGGAAACAGCAUUUAUGAGUACAUCCAUCCAGCGGACCACGACGAGAUGACUGCGGUGCUCACAGCCCACCAGCCCUACCACUCUCAUUUUGUGCAGGAGUAUGAGAUCGAGCGCUCCUUCUUCCUGAGGAUGAAGUGCGUCUUGGCCAAGCGGAACGCCGGUCUCACCUGCGGCGGUUACAAGGUCAUUCACUGCAGUGGCUACCUGAAGAUCCGACAAUACAGCCUGGACAUGUCUCCCUUUGACGGCUGCUACCAGAACGUAGGCCUCGUGGCCGUGGGCCACUCGCUGCCUCCCAGCGCUGUCACGGAGAUCAAGCUGCACAGCAACAUGUUCAUGUUCCGCGCCAGCCUGGACAUGAAGCUCAUUUUUCUGGACUCCAGGGUGGCGGAGCUGACAGGGUAUGAACCUCAGGACCUGAUCGAGAAAACACUAUACCACCAUGUACAUGGCUGUGACACCUUCCACCUGCGCUGUGCGCAUCACCUGCUGCUGGUGAAGGGGCAGGUGACCACCAAGUACUACCGGUUCUUGGCGAAGCACGGCGGCUGGGUGUGGGUGCAGAGCUACGCAACCAUCGUGCACAACAGUCGCUCUUCCAGGCCGCACUGCAUCGUCAGCGUCAACUACGUCCUCACAGACACGGAAUACAAAGGCCUACAGCUUUCUCUGGAUCAGAUCUCAGCCUCCAAACCAGCCUUCUCCUAUGCCAGCAGCUCCACACCUACCCUGACUGACAACAGGAAGGGGGCCAAAUCCCGGCUCUCCAGCUCAAAGUCCAAAUCCAGGACUUCCCCUUACCCCCAGUACUCCGGGUUUCACACGGAAAGGUCGGAAUCGGAUCACGACAGCCAGUGGGGCGGAAGUCCCCUGACGGACUCUGCCUCUCCGCAGCUGCUGGACCCUGGCGACAGGCCGGGUUCCCAGCACGAUGUGUCCUGCGCCUACCGACAGCUCUCAGACCGCAGCUCCCUCUGCUACAGCUUCGCCCUGGACCCUUCUAGGCUGGUUGAAGAGAGGCAUUUCCAUAGCCAGGCCUGUGAGGGAGGCCGGUGUGAGGCUGGCAGGUACUUCCUGGGAACGCCACAGCCCGGGAGGGAGCCCUGGUGGAGCUCUCGUGCAGCCUUGCCUCUGACCAAGGCCUCCCCGGAAAGCAGAGACGGCUAUGAAAACAGCAUGCCUCACAUCGCUUCUGUGCAUAGGCUCCACGGACGAGGCCAUUGGGAUGAAGAUAGUGUGGUCAGCUCUCCAGAUCCUGGGUCAGCUAGUGAAUCAGGUGACCGGUACCGCACUGAGCAGUAUCAAAAUAGUCCUCAUGAACCUAGCAAAAUUGAAACUCUGAUUCGAGCCACCCAGCAAAUGAUUAAAGAGGAAGAGAACAGAUUGCAGUUAAGGAAAGCACCCCCAGACCAACUGGCAUCCAUUAAUGGAGCUGGGAAAAAACACUCCCCCUGUUUUGCAAAUUACCAACAGCCCCUGCCGACAGGCGAAGUCUGCCACAGCUCUGCUCUUGCCAACACUUCACCAUGUGACCACAUCCAGCAGAGAGAGGGAAAGAUGCUGAGCCCCCAUGAAAAUGACUAUGACAACAGUCCCACUGCACUGUCUCGGAUAAGCAGCCCCAACUCGGAUCGUGUUUCAAAAUCCAGUUUGAUCCUAGCUAAAGACUAUCUACAUUCAGAUAUGUCUCCUCAUCAGACAGCAGGAGACCAUCCUGCCAUUUCUCCAAACUGCUUUGGCUCUCACCGGCAGUAUUUUGAUAAGCAUGCUUAUACAUUAACUGGAUAUGCCCUGGAACAUUUGUAUGACACUGAAACCAUUAGAAACUAUUCCUUGGGCUGUAAUGGCUCACACUUUGAUGUAACUUCCCAUCUAAGAAUGCAGCCAGAUCCAGCACAAGGACACAAGGGAACAUCUGUUAUAAUAACCAAUGGAAGCUGAUGUUUUUUCUAAAAUGUUUUGUUCUGUUAGGGUCUCUGAAACAUAUUUAUACUUUAAUGCCCCAUUACCAGCAUUUAUUAUGCCACAGAUUGUUAGGAUAAUUUAAGUCACCGGGUAUUUGACAUGUGUUCCUAUGAAAUGAAAGAAAAUAUAGCACUAGCAUUCAGGGUUAUACACAGAUAAUGAAGCUAAACAAAUACACAUAUU
Molecule: messenger RNA, 2967 nt
Organism: Ochotona curzoniae (black-lipped pika)
Lineage: Eukaryota; Metazoa; Chordata; Mammalia; Lagomorpha; Ochotonidae
Gene: SIM1
Product: SIM bHLH transcription factor 1
Exons: 11
Coding region: 460-2760 (766 amino acids)
Biological process (GO): regulation of transcription by RNA polymerase II
Molecular function (GO): RNA polymerase II transcription regulatory region sequence-specific DNA binding; protein dimerization activity; DNA-binding transcription factor activity, RNA polymerase II-specific
Source: RefSeq, a predicted model, not a curated record